AUAUAUUAAUACGGCGAACAACCGAGAUAUUUUCAUGAACAAUUAUUGCAUCUUUGGAAGUUAUAGAAUUCGUAGAGAAAUGGUGGUCCAGAUUACAACAGAUUGUGUUGAGGAAAUCCUAAAGUUCCUGGCUAAUGACGUAAAGACAUUGCAUUCCUGCUUAUUGGUAAACAGGUCAUGGUGUCGUCUUACUGUUCCGAUUUUGUGGUGUAACCCGUGGAAAUAUAAAUCAGAGAUUGGAGAGGAAAAAUUCAAUCAGACGAUGACCAUGAUAUUAUUGUCAUUUAUACCUGCGGAUACGAGAGAGAUGUUACGACAACAUUACAGGAACGCGGUUAUUGAUUUUCCCCCGGCACGAACUCCUCUGUUUGAAUAUACCUCAUACUGCCAAUAUCUCCCAAGAUGUGACAUAAGACAACUUUGGAAUGAAAUAGAGAAGAGAAACGGAUUAGCUUACUCAAUUCCAGAUUACGUUAGAUAUUUCUACAUAAAGCACAUUUAUAAGAUGUUCAUCAACUCUAGCUCGAACCUUAAACAUCUGGAGCUUCCACAGCAUAUGCGGCUCAUAGAUUUUCUUGGGUGUCGAGAGGGAUUAAGUCAACUUCACGUGUUAGAAUGUAACGCAAAUCAUGACAGUGCAUCGUUUUUUGAGAUCGCGGAAAUUUGUAGAAACCUUCAAAAGUUAAUUGUGGAUUGUGAUCAGGACAAUGAAGGCCUGGCGAUGUUAAUUAGAAAACAACAUGGGUUAGAAUAUCUUGAGAUAGCAUCUUUGGAGGGAUGUGAGUGUCCAAUUAUUGGCGUGGCCUUGAAAAGUCAAGGUGCUACACUGGCACACAUUCGACUUGGGUUUCUGGCGUGUAUUUCACCAUCACUACUAUGCUCAUUUGUUAACCUUAAGACCCUACAAUUUGAUCUGAUUGACCUUGGAGCUUCAUAUGUCAAGGAGAUAUUAGAAAAUGCAAACUUCCCAUACCUCGAAAUACUUGAUAUAUUUGGUAUCAACUGCGAAGUUCAUAUAAACCUUUUCACGAGAUUAAUUGAACAAACGCAGAGCACCCUUCAAAGACUAUAUUGGAAUGAAGUGACCAAACCUAGCGAAGAUGACUUGAGACUUUACCUUGAAGUAAUAGCGCACAAUUGCCCGAAUAUGAAGUUUAUCACAAUUCCUUACAUGAAUCAGAUGAUUGACCUUUUUGGUGAGAUGUUAGUUUCGUGUCAGAGAUUAGAAGGUAUUAAAAUGGUCGUUUUCGAGGCGGUGGAUGAAAUUUCGGUGUUUCACGUAUUGGGCAUGAAAGCAUCAAAGAAAGUAACACUGAUAAAUCUAUCAGAAGGCUGGUGGUUUUCGCAUUCAAAUUUGGAAGAAUUUUUCUCACUUUGGCGGGGGAGGAAACCAAUGACUUUUAUCUGUCCAAAAGUCACAAUGCAAGAUCAAGAGGAAAUUAUUGAAGUCGUUCAAAAGUAUUUGAGAGAGGGAGUAAUAAAAGAAUUUAUUGACAUAGCAUUUGAUAUGAACCACAUUCGUUGGAUCAAAGACUCAUGGAGAAUAG
Molecule: messenger RNA, 1547 nt
Organism: Acaulospora morrowiae
Lineage: Eukaryota; Fungi; Glomeromycota; Glomeromycetes; Diversisporales; Acaulosporaceae
Source: the annotation of a GenBank genome assembly